Messenger RNA from Zea mays, 1601 nucleotides. Its product is annotated as cytochrome P450 72A15. The transcript has 4 exons. The record is from RefSeq and is a predicted model, not a curated record. NCBI's taxonomy places the organism in Eukaryota, Viridiplantae, Streptophyta, Magnoliopsida, Poales, Poaceae. Gene Ontology annotation, molecular function: monooxygenase activity; heme binding; iron ion binding. Bases 95 to 1381 code for a protein of 428 amino acids.
GGCUCUCUCGCUGAUGUAACACUUGAGGGUUGAGGCAGAGUAACACGUGCGUGGGCACUGGGCAGGCAAGAACUCGGUCACCUGGUUCGGACCCAUGCCGACGGUGACCCUCACCGAGCCGGAGCUGGUGCGCCAGGUGCUGUCCAACAAGUUCGGCCACUUCGAGAAGGUCAACUUCGGGCAGCUCACGCGGCUCCUGCACAACGGCCUGAGCAGCCACGAGGGCGACAAGUGGGCCAAGCACCGGAGGAUCAUCAAGCCCGCCUUCCACCUCGAGAAGCUCAAGCUCAUGCUACCGGCCUUCGCAGCGUGCUGCGCCGACAUGGUGAGCAGAUGGGAGGGCUUGGUCGCUGCGGCGGCCGGCGAGCCAUGCGAGGUGGACGUCUGGCCGGAGAUGCAGAGGCUGACCGGGGACGUCAUCUCCCGCGCCGCCUUCGGCAGCAGCUACCUCGAAGGCAGGAGGAUCUUCGAGCUCCAGGGGGAGCAGGUGCGGCUGGGCACGCUCAUCGCCAACAAGAUACACAUCCCGGGUUACAUGAUGCUUCCGACAAGGAUCAACCGGCGGAUGAAGCGGAUCGCGGCGGAGAUCGAGGGGAUCCUGCGAGGGAUGAUCGCGAACAGAGAGAGCGCGCUGAGGGCAGGCAAGGCGGCGAGCGACGACCUCCUCGGCCUGCUGCUGGAGUCCAACAUGGAACAGCUCAGGGCCAGUAACGGCGGCGGGCGCGGGACGAGCUCCGGCGGCGGUGGCAUGACCAGCGACGACGUCAUCGGGGAGUGCAAGCUGUUCUACUUCGCCGGCAUGGAGACCUCGGCGGUGCUGCUCACGUGGACCACGGUGCUGCUCUCCAUGCACCAGGACUGGCAGGACCGCGCCAGGGAAGAGGUGCGCCGCGUCUUCGGCGGCGGCGCCGGAGUGCCAGACUACGACGGCCUCAGCCGGCUCAAAAUCGUGACCAUGGUGCUGCACGAGGUGUUGCGGCUCUACACGCCGCUGCCGGCGAUACCCCGGCGGACGUACAAGCCGACGGAGCUCGGGGGCGUCAGGUACCCGGCGGGCGUGAUGCUCAUGCUGCCGACGCUGUACAUCCACCACGACAAGGACGUGUGGGGGCCGGACGCCGACGAGUUCAGGCCGGAGAGGUUCGCCGAGGGGGUCGCCAGGGCGUCCGCCGGGGACGCGCCGGCGUUCUUCCCGUUCGGCGGGGGACCUCGGACCUGCAUCGGCCAGACCUUCGCGCUGCUAGAGGCCAAGAUGUGGCUCGCCGUGAUGCUAGCCAACUUCGCGUUCGAGCUCUCCCCGUCCUACUCGCACACACCGUUCCCAGUCGGCCUGCUCAGGCCGGAGCACGGCGCGCAGGUCAAGCUCAGGAAGCUCCCAUGAGCGGCUUGUUGUGAUCAAGCUCAGUUGCGUUGUCGUGCCGUGCAUGAGCCCAUGUUGUGGCUGUGUGCCAUGCACGAUCGUGUAAGCCAGUGACACUGGUAUAUUGUGACGACAUAAGCCCACAGCUGAACGGGAUCAAAACUGAGAAUGCUGGCUCUAUAUACAAUUUCUAGGAGAUACGCUUCUUCCAAACUCAUGUAAGAAUUUCGUAGGCUCCCUC